Molecule: messenger RNA, 1878 nt
Organism: Botrytis cinerea B05.10
Lineage: Eukaryota; Fungi; Ascomycota; Leotiomycetes; Helotiales; Sclerotiniaceae
Exons: 2
Coding region: 277-1593 (438 amino acids)
Biological process (GO): lipid metabolic process
Molecular function (GO): oxidoreductase activity
Source: RefSeq, a predicted model, not a curated record
GGAUAUCAGCAACAUACAUAUGCCCCUGUUCCUCCUAGAAUUUUCGACAUUCGGCAACACCUACGUACCCUCAACUGCCGUGAUCAAUUUUGUCGACAUGAGCGAUAGCCUUUGGAAGCUCGAGGGGGGGAUAGAGAGAGAGAUAGACAGCCGGAGUGAUUAGGUAUAAGUAGAUCUUUUCCGUCUCUCAAUUUUGCAAAGUCCGUGGAUUCAUCUGUAAUUCGAACAUCAAACACAGCUCAUUCUACACUGCAUACGGUUGCGACAUUCAACGAGAUGUCGACUACUACCGAGAAUAAGACCAUUACUACACCCAGCCAAGACUCACUGGGCCCCUACGGCAAUCUCAUCGACGCCUAUGGAAAUCCUUUCAAGGUUCCCGAGUACACCUUGCAAGAACUCCUUGAUGCCAUACCCAAGCACUGUUUCGAGAGAUCUCCUCUCACGUCAUAUAGAUACAUGGUUCAAGAUUUGACACUAAUUGGUGUUACCUUCUAUAUCUCCAACGCUUACAUCACACCCGAUUAUUUCCCCUCAUGGUCGGCAAGGUUCGCCCUUUGGAGCUUGUAUACAAUUAUGCAAGGCUUCUUUGGCACCGGCAUUUGGGUCGUUGCUCAUGAGUGCAACCACCAAGCCUUCUCCCCAUACAAGACACUCAACGACGUCACGGGCUGGAUACUUCACUCUGCUGUCCUGGUUCCUUAUUUUUCAUGGAAGAUAGUCCACAAGCAACACCACACCCUGCACAACAAUCUUGCUAAGGAUUUCCAAUUUGUCCCGAAAAGUCGUGAAGGGUACGGUCUAGAAACUGGAAAAUCAGAUCAUUCCAAUUGGGAGUUUACGGAGGAUACGCCACUAAGGACUGCAUUUGAUGUCUUGGCUCAAGAGCUUUGUGGUUGGCCCUGUUACCUGAUGACAAAUGCAUCGGGGAGUGAGGGUUACCAAAAGAGGGCAGAUGGGCGCGGUGUCGGUAAAUACAAUGGUUGGGGUGGAGGAGUCAACCACUUCGAUACAAACAGUCCUCUUUUUGGAGAAAAGGACGCUUAUCUUGUCCAUCUCAGUACCCUGGGUCUCGCGCUUACUAUAAGUGGAGUUUCAUACAUCGGAUAUAAGUUUGGCUGGAUCAAUAUACUCGUAUGGUACUGGAUUCCAUAUCUAUGGGUAAAUCACUGGAUUGUGGCAAUUGCUUACUUACACCAUACCGAUCCGUCCCUGCCAAAGUAUCAACCAGAAGCGUGGACAUAUACGCGAGGGGCUGCAGCCACGAUUGAUCGAGAAUUCGGCUUUAUUGGGCAUUAUUUCCUACAUGACAUAAUUGAGACCCAUGUUUUGCACCACACUGUCCCCACCAUACCACAUUACCAUGCGCGGGAAGCCACAGAGGCAAUUAAGAGAGUGAUGGGUGAGCACUAUAAAUCUGACACCAAGAAUGGAGCUCUGGGGUUUCUAGGGAGUCUGUGGCAAAAUAUGAGAUGGUGUCAGUGGGUGGAACCUUGCGAGGGAGCUGUGGGGGAUGGAAAGGCAGUCUGGUUCUACCGGAACUCGAAUCAUCUAGGGGUUCCUCCUUCAGCGGUCACAGCAAAGAGUGAGUGAGUGCCCCAGCAAUUUUUUUUUUUUUAGAAUAGGCUGCCUUCGCUCUUACCUGAAGGAACCAGCCUGCUUCUGUACACGAUAUACAAGGAAAGGAUAGCAAGGGUGGGCACUUAGCGAAAAUAAUACCUGGCAACUUUUCCUAAUUUCCCAAAAUUUAUGAAUUACCUAAAGAAUCUUGUCUUCGCUUGGGAAUUUCGCUUAUCGUUCCCGCUUUGUAUGUAAGCUUACAUUUCAAAACCUUUACCACGUUUACAACCUUCCAAGUAAUCCUCCAACUUAGAUUUA